This is a messenger RNA of Echinococcus granulosus, 3408 nucleotides long. Its product is annotated as DnaJ subfamily C member protein. The transcript is spliced from 11 exons. The record is from RefSeq and is a predicted model, not a curated record. Bases 1 to 3408 code for a protein of 1135 amino acids. Lineage: Eukaryota; Metazoa; Platyhelminthes; Cestoda; Cyclophyllidea; Taeniidae.
AUGUCCUGCUUCGAAAAGGUCCUGGCAACUAACUUUUUUAGCCAUUUUUUGAUCUUCUUGUCAUUUCUACUGAAUCUGAGCGUCAUAAUUCUUACCUACUACCAUCUGGCCUGGGUCUACGUUCAGAGGGGAGUAGUCGUGGAGGGAGAUGUCUAUCAGACCAACAUUAAUGACUUUUACCUUUCCCGCCAUCCUCGAGAUUUGGUUCGCCUUAUUGAAAUGAGCAAGUACCUCGAGGAGAGAGUUCACAUGUCGCAGCAAUACGUUGAUUCAUUUGUCCAGGGCGUCAGUUUUCGUUGGAGCGAUUCGCUGAACUGCCACAGGGCGAUUCUAUGCGUCGCUGUCGUUGAUCUUCUCAAUUUCUUAAUAUCACUUUUGAACGACAAAGAGCAUCGGACAAAUUCGAGCAGAUACUACUCUACUGCUAUUAUGUGUAUUGGCGGAAUGGCACUGGACUGUAUGCAAGCGGACAGCAACGUGAAAAUCAUCCUCCACCUGAACGAGUAUUUUAAUACCCUAAAUCGGUAUAAAAUGAGAAGGAAUGCCUCCAGUGUGGUGGUUGAUUUUGUGGCAGUUCAUCCGCCGGGCCUCUACUUUGCCGUUACUAUCCUUCGAAUGACUCUUAAGACCGUGCUUUUUGGCAUCCUAAUUGGCCAAGCAGUAGUCGCUGGUGGAGAUGAUUUGUACAGCAGGCUUCAUGUGUCGCGCUCAGCCACUACUAAAGAAUUGAAAGCAGCUUACAGACGUGAGGCGACGAUAUGGUAUAUAGAUAGUAACUUUUUUAUAAGUAGGCAUCCUGAUAAGAAUCCCUCUGAAGCUGCUGAGCAGAAGUUCAUUGAAGUCACUAAGGCUUAUGAGAUUUUAUCGGACCCUCAAAAACGAGCUAAGUAUGAUGCCUAUGGCUUUUAUGACCUCGGUGAUAAGAGCUCUCCCGAUGAGGUUCCAUCCCCAGUUAAUCCUGACCUAUUCGGAAACUUUUUUGGUAGUCACUUCUUCCGUUUUGGUCAUGCCCCUCAGGAUGAAAACGUUGAAGCAGUUACAUUCAAUGUCUAUCGAGAGAAACUUCUCGUAGCCUCUCGAAGCACUCCGCUCAUGCUUCUUGGAAUUUCUCACUUCUGUUUUGUGUGUCGACAAAUCCAACCUCUCUGGUCGAAGAUUGCCAGUCGGUAUUCCCACCUGGGAGUCAUUUUUUGUAUUGCAAACAUUCAAGACGACCAAGCGUUGAGAGAGGAGCUUAAUGUUCUGCAUUCUCCCAGUGUUGUCGCUGUACUUGAUGGCAAGGUAUCCUAUUUCAUGCAGUCAGAAUUCACCGAGGAGACAAUCAUCAGUUUUCUCGUCCAAGCUCUGCUUAGCACAGGUCCUUUGCGUUCUUCACCGCUACCAGGUUUGCCUAGUACAACAUUGGGUACACCACUCAUGAAAACAGUAAAUAGUGAGGCCGAGCUGGACGCUUUCCAGAUUGGUUGGUUGGAGGAUAGCCGUCCGAGGGCCCUGUUCGUUAAAGCUACUUCCCGUCCGCCUCUUCGAUUUUGUCUUGCCGCUUUUAGGGCGGUGGACUUCCACGCUUCGGGAUUCGUGAAUGCUCAGGAUUCGGUGACGGAACCCAUUAUUCAACGGCUCAAUUUGAGCAGAAGCGAGGAGAGCAUCGUAAUAUUUCAUGAGUCGUCCAAUGAAGCGGUUAUUUGCCACUCUGCCAGCCACCUUUCACGACGCAUCAUUGACGAUGUGCUGAUGAAGAACAGUCGCCUUGCUGUGCCUCGCAUUCUCAACUCCGCACGCUUCCUCGAUCUCUGUCCUGCUGACGGCCAUCCGCCCUCCUCUGCUUUUGCAUCUGCAGCUGAAACCAUCAAAGGAACUGCUCACGGUGGGCACGCAAGCCAUCGACACCUCUGCCUUAUCCUCCUCCUUCAUCACCACCACCUUGAUAGAGAUCGUAUGUGGUUGGAUCUCUUCCGGUCUGCCCUCGUUUCGUCCACUCCUUACGCACUCACCACUCCACUAGGUCUUGCUGACCUUCCGAGAGACUUUUCACCCAUCCUUUCCCCUACCUACAUAUUUAUUGAUCGACAAGCCGCGUGGAUAAACAAUAUCACUGCAUCUUCCACGUGUCCCACGUGUCUGGGAUCGCUGACAGACCUCAACGGUCAUCUUCUGGCCCUCUGGCGAAUCUCAUCGAGAGUUCUCACUUUCCGGCUUCUUCCAAGGAAUGCCAGUCUUCAUCCUGUGGAAACUGCCUCCUUGGAGGGAUACGCUGAACGAUUAAAAAAAACGUUGACCGGAAUCGUUAUGGAUAUGGUAGCAGUGGAUAAUUUCUUAAAAUUGCAUGAUGUGAGGAAGGUGAGGGAGAAUGUGGCCGGUUGGUCGCUGGCUUACCUGCCACAAAUGGAGGCGCUUUUGGUGGAUGAACUGGCCGCCCCUCUGUGGUUGCGGAUCCGGCUGAAGGCUUGGAGUCUCUGUCGAACUGCGAUCUCAUACUUUGACGGUGUGUGGACUGAUCGAAUGGAUUUCUUUAUAACCGGCAGUUUCACAUUUAUUCUCCUUGCAAUGAUUGCUGUUUACCGGGUGGGGUGGGAUCUCUGGUCGGAAAUUGCGCCUAACUCUUUUCAUUCUUCAACUCCCCAUUCUUCCUCGUUUAAGAAGGAAUUCACAUCGUCCAACGUUCCUUGCAAUCGGGUUGAUAAUGAUAUGGAACCGAAAAACCUUCUCCUAACUCCCUCGACCUACGGUCGUCUUGUGUUGGCAGCACCCAAGAAUCAAUUUAGCAUCCUCCUCUGCACAGACGCUUCUCCUCUUGGUCAACGUCUUACCGACCAGUUCUACCACAUCUGUCGUAGCCGUGGCGCCAACACAAAUGUACGUCUCGUUCCAGCCUGUCUAUUUUUGGAUCGCUACGCUGACUGGCUAGGAUGGAUGCUUGAAGCGGCUACCAGGAUCCCUUUCCGUUCGUUCUCUUCCUCUUCUAACACCAAUCAUGUGGCCUUGACAUUUAACCCUGCUAACUGUCGUGGGACUGUUCUAGCUGUCAAUGGGUACAGGCGAUACUUUCACAUAUAUCACCCCCUUCUGCCAGGUGCUAAAUCGAAGUCUUAUUCUCAGGAUUCGGAAUAUCAAAUGGAAGAUGAGGAGGAGGGUUACGGAUUUAAACGACGUCAUGCGACUCCAAAUUCUUUCAAGGAGUCGCAACGCAUGGCAAAUUUCAGUAGACUUUUGGGUUUGAAUCGCUCGUCGGACGAGGAGAGUGAUUGUGAAUCGUCGGAGGAUUGUACAGGUGUUGUAACUCUUACAACACCGCUACUGGAACACGAAGUUCUUGCUGAUCUGCCGAUGUGGUUCGACCGUUUAUUUGAAGGCUCGUUGCGGCGAUAUCAUGUCCUGGAGUGGCCACGACACCUCACCCUCUCCUUGUGA